AUGUUGUCCUUGCAAGCCGAAAAAGUCAGAGGAUGGAAGUUGGUGCAGAAAUGUUUGCCUCGCAUUAUCGAAUAUGGAAGAAGUGAAGGAAUUUUGGUGGUUCCCAGCCCAGUCGAUACUUUUAAUAUCACCGGCAUUGUUCAAGCGGCACAAGAAGAAGCUCAGACCCAAAAAGAAGCAAAAAGUAGUGACAAGGUAAAUCUUCCUACAAACGACCUAACAUUGAUGCAUGAAGCAAUCCCGUUUCUACCUCUUCCAGUUGCCCUUUUUUGUAUGAUGAUGAAUGUUAUUAUUCCAGGAACAGGUACCAUACUCUCUGGAGUGUCAGCUUUGUGUCUUGGCCAACCGCGGGUGAAUAUGAAAGAAGGACGAAAGCUGGUCACGUUAGUUGUUAACCUGCUGGUGGGCAUAAGCCAGUUCUUCACGAUAACAUUUCUCUUUGUUGGAUGGUUUUGGAGCAUCGCCUGGGGUGGCCUACUUGUUAUUCACUCAAUGCAGUAUCGUGAAGCCCUUCAACAACGUCGACAGGAAGCAGUAGCUACUGCUGCAAUCGAGGCUCUUACUAAAGAUUCCAUCUUACACAGGAGGGACGUCAAAACCCUUGUCAAGACACAUAAACAACAAACAAAAGAUAAGAAAGAAAAGGAAAAUGCCUGA
This is a messenger RNA of Cylicocyclus nassatus, 657 nucleotides long. The record is from the annotation of a GenBank genome assembly. Lineage: Eukaryota; Metazoa; Nematoda; Chromadorea; Rhabditida; Strongylidae.